Molecule: messenger RNA, 1059 nt
Organism: Halteromyces radiatus
Lineage: Eukaryota; Fungi; Mucoromycota; Mucoromycetes; Mucorales; Cunninghamellaceae
Product: armadillo-type protein
Exons: 5
Source: RefSeq, a predicted model, not a curated record
UGGUGGAUGAAGAUACUGGAAAAAUAUAUUCAGCAAGCAUCAAUAGAUACAACUCCAAAUAUAAGGGUUUUGGCUUGCGAUUGUCUGGCAACUAUGGCCAAAGCUGUAUUUGAGAAUUUCCCGGUUCGAUAUCAAAGAUUGGCUAUAGCAUUAUUAUUACCCUUACCUGAUGAUGAGGAAUCACAAGUCCGAGCUGCAGCAUGUCGUGCUCUGGGUGCUUUUGUUCUUUUCCCCACUUUACGCCAAGAUACAUGUUUUGUAUCUGAUAUGGCCACUGUGCUUUUGGAUCGAAUGGAGGAUCAAGUGAUAUUGGUACGAUUACGGGCAAGUUGGGCUCAAGGCAAUUUAUGUGAUGCAUUGGUGAUUGCAAGUGAUGCUGAUGGAUUUGAUUUACGAGAAUGGAUUUCCAUACCUACAUGGAUGAAAAUGACAAGUACUGCCACUUCAGCUUCUUUAGAUAAUGAUAAGUUGCGAUCCAAUGCGGUUCGUGCCAUAGGUAGUCUAUUACGCAUCACUCCUUUGAAUUACUUUCAAGAUAGACAUGGAAUGUUAUUGGUUCGUGAUGCAUUAACAGGCCUAGUAAAGAACAUUGAAAGUGGAUCAUUGAAGACACGAUGGAAUGCAUGUCAUGCAGCCAGCAACGCAUUGAAAAACCGACAUUUCCCUAUUGGCUAUAGACAACAAUAUGAUCAAGGUGGAGAAAUGUAUAAAAAGGAAGAUCAACAGGAAUACCCAUGGACAAGGAUUGUUUUUCAAACAUUGACAAAUGCUCUCCAAUGCAAGAAUUACAAAGUACGUAUCAAUGCUUGUCUUGCUCUUGCCACACCUCAUCAACGCUCAUUUUAUGGUCAUCAUCUUGUUCCUAUCUAUCAUGCUCUUAUGUCUGCUUGGUCUAUAUGUCAUGAUCCCAAUGCCACUACCGAAUAUCAAGAAUAUAAGUAUCAAGAUCAAUUGAAAACUCAGGUACAAAAAAACAAAAAAAAAAUCAUGAAGUGUAAAUUUGACUCAUCGAAUUUUUUUUUUUUAUUAGCUCAAGGAUGCUUUACUCCAUAUUCAUGA